Molecule: messenger RNA, 837 nt
Organism: Pelagomonas calceolata
Lineage: Eukaryota; Pelagophyceae; Pelagomonadales; Pelagomonadaceae
Source: the annotation of a GenBank genome assembly
AGUAUGUCUUUCACCGAGCGCUGCAGCAGCUUUUGCAGACACGCCACGCGGCGGUAUAGGUUUGAAGGCUGGCAGGGCGAUAUUUCUGCAGAAUAUUUGGCUUGCACGCAUCGGAUCCACGCGUUCGCGCUAGGAAGCCUUCAAAAACAAGGGAGAGCAGACAGUAGCAUCUGCGCGCAUAUCGCGCGCGAACAGCUGCUCGCAAGAUUCAAUAGCGAUCGCGUUGGUGCUUCAAGAUCGCAUUAGCGCUUCAAGAGUGCAAAGCAACGCUAUCAUGGCGCCCGGUGGAUCGCGUCGCACUGCACGCUCAACACUCAUCAAGCUGCUCAAUUACCACUGGGUGCUGCUGGGUCCCGCCAACAUUUUCAAGGUAAGCUACGUGAAUAAGCCAAGCCCCGCCGCGAAAUUCGUCGUCGUGCCGCCGGCGGAGACGUGCCAGGCGGAUUGCAAGAUCGCGCGCAUGUGGGCGUGCUUGUUCUGGGGCCUGCAGACGCUCGUGGUAGCCCGUGCACAAUCCAAAUCAUUGCGUCGACCUCACGCUAUCGACGCGUCUCUCACCACUCGACUCUAUUCCCGCGCAGGUCGCCGCGGCGAUCGUGCAAAAUAAAAUAUCCGACGAAGCCGCGGCGGCGGCGAAGCUCUACGUCGGGGUGGCGCUCGUCGUAGCCUUUGCGUCGGACGUUGUUCGCGAGCCGGUCGCGUGCGCCGGCGGCAUCGAAAUCGUAUGCGGGGUGCUGCUGCUCCUGCGGGCACGGGAGGCGCGUGAGUGGGCGGAGACGCGCCGUCGACUCGUCCGGGAGGGAACCCUCGCGAAGGAUAAGUAAUGUGUCUUACUCA